Maniola jurtina (meadow brown) is the source of this 4322-nucleotide messenger RNA. RefSeq names its product phagocyte signaling-impaired protein (gene psidin). The record is from RefSeq and is a predicted model, not a curated record. Gene Ontology annotation, biological process: N-terminal peptidyl-methionine acetylation. Gene Ontology annotation, molecular function: protein binding; protein-N-terminal amino-acid acetyltransferase activity. Gene Ontology annotation, cellular component: cytoplasm; NatB complex. Lineage: Eukaryota; Metazoa; Arthropoda; Insecta; Lepidoptera; Nymphalidae. The transcript is spliced from 12 exons. The coding region runs from base 124 to 2871 and encodes 915 amino acids.
GUCAAGCCUAUGCCAUGUCCAUAGACAAUCUCAAAACAAACGUGCAGGCGAAAAAGUGAAAAAAGCUAUAAAAAGACUCCAAGGGGCUUUUAUUUUGCGGCAAAACACUUUUAUAAAUGAACAAUGGCGGUACGGCCACAGCACACGCAUAACGGCGGUAUCGUGGAGCGAAGACUGCGUCCGAUAUACGACUGGUUAGAUAAUGGGAACAAUAAGAAGGCUUUGCAAGAGGCUGAAAAGGUUUUGAAGAAGAGUCCGUCGUUACAAGCCGCCCGGGCGUUGAAAGCCCUAGCGAUGUUUAGGUUAGGGAAAGGGCCGGAGGCACACGCCGUGCUGCAAGCUUUGGCCGACGAGAAACCUAGCGACGAUACCACUCUGCAAGCUAUGACUAUACUCUACAGGGAGUCGCAGCAAUUUCAUAAGGUAUGUGAGCUGUAUGAAGCAGCAGUUAAAGCCGAGCCAACCAGUGAAGAGCUGCACUCUCACCUGUUCAUGUCCUACGUAAGGGUCGGGGACUACCGGUCACAGCAAAGGUCUGCCAUGGCACUGUACAAGAUUGCACCCAAGAACCCUUAUUAUUUUUGGGUAGUAAUGAGCAUUGUAUUACAGGCGAAAACUGCAGAAGAUGCUACAAAGAAGGGCAUCCUCUUGGCUCUCGCCCAAAGAAUGGUUGACAACUUUAUAUCUGACAAUAAGAUGGAGGCGGAGCAGGAGGCGCGCCUGUACAUCAUGAUAUUAGAGCUCCAGGAGAAAUGGGAAGACAUCCUCAACUUCAUUGAAGGUCCACUAUACCCUCAACUAGUCCCAGGGUCCACCGCCCAAGCUUGCAUACCUUAUCUGAAGAAACUCGGCCAGUGGAAGCGGUUAAAUUUACUAUGCAAAGACUUGCUGUGGGAAAACCAGGACAGAUGGGACUAUUACUUGCCUUACUUGGACUCUGUCUUCCAAUUAAUGAAACACGAGUGUGAUGUAGACAAUAAUGCUGAUGACUCAGCGGAGAAGUGCCAUGAAUUUAUCUGCCAAUUAGUAGAGAGUAUGUCUUCCGGACGCACUCUACGAGGCCCUUAUUUAGCUAGACUAGAGCUUUGGAAGAGGUUAUCUGUGGACGGAGACCCUACUGCCUUGAUUGGUAGCAGUGUAGCGUUAUGUAUUCAGUAUUUGAGAGUGUUUGCCAACAAGUCCUGCGCAGUGCCUGAUCUCAAGCCGUAUUUAGCGAUGAUCCCCCAGAAGGAAAGGGAAGACUCGUGCAGAGAUUUCCUGACAUGUCUGGGCUUUGAUGAAAAUAGUGAACCUGAGUCUCCAGAUGACAUCCAGCGUCACAUCUCGUGCCUGUGCGCGUGGCGACUGACGUCCCCGCUGGGCUCGGCGGAGGAGUACCUCGUGGUGGCGUCCGCGCUGCGCAGGCAGUACCUGCGCUGCGUGAGCCGGCGCCUGCUCACCGCCACGCAGACGGAGUUCGGUCCGGCUGAUGGCUACGGCACGCUCGCUGCGCAUCACUAUUUCUAUGCAGCGCUACAGCAACAAAACGCAGCGCCCAUAGUAGAAGCGCUGUGCCUGUUGGAGUUGGUGCUGCACAACUCUCCCUCCAACGUUCACGUCAAGCUGCUGCUCAUCACGCUGUACCAUGUGCUGGGUAACGCGGUGGCGGCGGAGUCGGUGUACCUGCGGCUGGAGCCCAAGCACAUCCAGCUGGUGUCGCUGGGCUGGCUGCACGCGGCGCGCACGGCGCCCGGCCUGGCGCCCGCGCGCGCGCUGCGCCUGCUGGCCGACGUGCACGCCUUCCACAAGCACUACGCCAAAGAGAGUGUGGAGCAUUUAACGUACGCGUACAAGUACGGAACAUUCGAGAAGCUUGUGGAACUGAGCGCGUGGGGCGCGCGGCUGGGCGCGUGCGCGUGGUGCGCGCUGGCGGGCCGGGAGCGGGCUCUGUUGCCGCUGCUGGCGGGGCCGCCCGCGCCGCUGCACGCGCCGGCGAGGUUGCCGCACCCACCUGUUGACAACCGCGACCUGAACGCAAUAAUAAGUUGGGAGCCCCCGCAGUGCGCAGACCCGGAGCUCAAAGCGCGGACGUUCGAACAGGACGUCGCCUACCUCCGACUCAAAGACGGCCUCGUCUCUUCCAUAGCGCUGUGCAUAGAAUGCUCGGACAACAGAAGCGUGGCGGAGAAGCGUGCGCAGCUGGAGGAGCUGCAGGCGUGCAUCGAAGCGUUCUCGUGCGCGAUGGAGAAGUGUAGGGAAAAAUAUAGCGAAGCGAUGAGCCGGCUUUGUAUUUCCGCGCCUUUCCCUUCUAGAAUUAUCGCCUUUGUAAGCUCUCCAGUGCCAUAUCGGGAUUUGUACGCGAGCGUCCUCACCAUGGUGUGUCAACUGUGUUCCGGCGACAGCGUCAGAGGGCGCGACAGCGCAGACAAGCUCCGCGCUUUGCUCGUCUCCUCCAGACAACUGCUGGAGAAGGUCCCCGCCACCACCGCUUGGGGGCUCAGGGAGUCGUUAGAAACAUUCUCCAAUUAUUUAGAGUUUAUAGGCGUUAUCACGUUCCUCCUGGGCGUAUGCAACGAACUGUCGGCGCCGACCAACGCGAAGAAAUCCAAAAAGAAGACCAACCAGUCACCCGACCAAAUACUCACCACAGAAAUGUUGAGCAAACUCAACGAUGACGUGCAAGAGACUAUCAGCUUCCUAGAAGACAUAUUCGACAAAUGGCCGUCAUAUGACUACGGACUGAACAUAGAAGACGAAUUUUCAAAACUAGGAAUCUCGGAAAAAUACCAGUGCCCCGUAGAACAAAAACUAAAGAAUGGACUCCACGAAACACUCCCAGAUGUCAAGAAUAUACUAAAGAAAAAGUCGAAAUAUUUAAAAACUUUACAAUAAAGUGGCCUUUUACAAUACAGAUAAUAAUUUAAAUAGAGCAAGACCCCAGCACCGCCAGACUUAUUAUUAUGUGAAAUAAAUGUGUGGAAUUGAGUAGUAUUAGUGUGUGAUUUUAAAGUACGCAUAUAGCUGAUAGCUUGUGUCGAGGUCAAUGAUCAAAUGUCACGAUGUCAAAGAUAUCAGCUGCUAAAAGUACGUACAAAUAUCUCACUUUUCUUAAAGUUUGAGUGCUGAUUUUUAUGUUUGUUUUACAGAGUAUUGUUAAUAAUUAAUAUUCAAUAAAUUUUCCGUCGGCGGUAAUUUCCGCGAGACGUUUUAAAGUUCGCAAAAAUAUAACACAUUUUAAUCUUAUUAUAAUCUGACUCGUAAUUUUUAUAUGAUGAUACUUAAGAAACAUCAUGAAAAUCAGCACACAAACUAAAAAAAAAGUGAAUAAUGUUUUUACGUACUUUUGGCAGUAAAUUUAAAUUGGCCGUCAGCACAAAGUAAUAGAUAUGUGUAUGUCAAAAGUGAUCAAAACUGAUCUAACCCACACAUGUUGUUUCUCGGAAAAUAAGUCACGUCUGGCGGUCCUAGGAUCUUGGAGAGGUUUUUUUCUACAUAUCUUGUAAAUAAUCUGCCAUUUUGCUCCAGCCUACUUGUGUAGGUGUUAGAGAAAGACAUUACAAGUACAUACGCUUUAUAUUGUUAUGUUUGUUUAUCGAAUAAGGGUAGAGGCAGACUUAUAACCCGCGACGCGACGUGUGUUGGUUCAAAUCCGUAGAAUUUUCUAAACACCCGAUGCGACGUAGUGUAGACUACAAAUCUCAGUUGGAUCCUGGAACGACGAUAUGUCAAAUAUUAGGCUAUGGGUGUCGUGAAAUCAAAGAAAAGUAGGCGGUUCAGACUACUUAGCGUCAAAUGUAGGAACAUUUGACGCCUGCCAGUGACGUCAAAGCCUCCACGGUUUGCUACAAGUUCCUUAACUUGCGUGACUAUGGUGUCAGUGAUGAUAUCUAUAGCCCAACCCUUUAAAUCGACACAAAAGCUAACCGUCAUUUUCUAUGGCUCACCUCUUCCAGCGUACCAGUAUAUAUCCAUUUCGGCGUAAUCAAUAUUUUUAACUAGCUUAUGCCCAGGAUUUCGUUCGCAUGGACUACACUACUGGCUUAAUCAAAUGAAAUCAAAAUCAUUUAAGUUUCAAUUAAAACGAGACAGACUUAUGCUGUAUAACGCUGUCUCGUUUUAGCAGUCUUAUGUCUGAGCUAAGUCAAAGUGCGGUCUAUAGAUCUCAGCCUAAGAUUCGACGGACUCAACACGCGUCGAGUGGCGUUGUAAGUUGCGGCAUGAAUAAAAACAUUUUUUUUGCAUUUUGGUUUGAAUCAAAUUUAUUUAUGUAUAUUUAUAAAUAGUGUUUGAUAAAGUAUAGGUACUUAUACAACUGAAAUAAAAACGAAACGUUUAUAAUUCUA